UUUACUCAUCCUAAUGCACAUCCACUGUGGAUGUUCUCCAGGUGCGUGGCAGAGAUGGAGAAACACAAAGUCACCAUCAGAGUCAGUGAAAACACUAGUGAAACCUCAAGCACAGCAUCAUUUUCAUUGGAGGACCACAGAACCAGGACGCUGUACCUCUCAGGACAGAUAAAACGACAGUCAAAUGUGAGCAGUCUCUUGGACCAGCUCUCAGACGUGUGUUAGAAAGAGCUUGCUAUGGUCACCAAAGACAACGCUAACUCUGGCUCUGGCGGCAAGACAACCUGUGUGAAGAAGCAAAAGUGUAUGAUGAACAAUUCCCAAAAGGCUGGGACGCUAUACAGGGACUCGCAGAAGACCAUAUUUGAACCCGAACUGACCUUAGAGGUCACGGCUGACGAUGCUGGAAGGAAAACAAAUCCAGUCGCAGCGAACGGUGUUAUAGAAACGGCUGUGAACGAACAGACAUGUAACGUAUGGAGCAUUUCCAAUCUCCAGAAUCUGAAAGAGAUGCAAUAUCUGUACCACGAGACUGAGGACAGUCUAAUUGACCCAUCACUGGACAUAGACAAGUCGUCCCUCAUGGGUUUCAUUGACUCUAGUAACCUGGAGAGCUCAGAGGAUGUUCAGACGGUUCCGUGCAUCCAGGUGGACGUUAAAACGGAUGUGGUGCUGAUCGAUGAGGAUGAUGAUGAUCUGUCUCUAAGGGAGAGGACCGUGACGGACGUGUCCUCUGCAGACGGGAACGCGGCCGAGCUUGUGUGUGGGCGGCUCCAGUCAAUCUCCUCUGACUCCUCCCACUCUUUAUGUGAUGGGCGGAGUCUAGAGCAGGGCUCGACCAUUGAGACGCCUCAAGAGAAACAGGAGCCGCCCAAAAAACACAAACGCUCUUGCUGCCUCUGUGUUAUCAUUUGA
Molecule: messenger RNA, 915 nt
Organism: Sinocyclocheilus anshuiensis
Lineage: Eukaryota; Metazoa; Chordata; Actinopteri; Cypriniformes; Cyprinidae
Product: paralemmin-2-like
Exons: 4
Coding region: 238-915 (225 amino acids)
Source: RefSeq, a predicted model, not a curated record